This is a messenger RNA of Chelmon rostratus (copperband butterflyfish), 1407 nucleotides long. RefSeq names its product phosphoribosyl transferase domain containing 1b (gene prtfdc1b). NCBI's taxonomy places the organism in Eukaryota, Metazoa, Chordata, Actinopteri, Chaetodontiformes, Chaetodontidae. Gene Ontology annotation, biological process: guanine salvage; IMP salvage; purine ribonucleoside salvage. The record is from RefSeq and is a predicted model, not a curated record. The transcript is spliced from 9 exons. Bases 98 to 775 code for a protein of 225 amino acids. Gene Ontology annotation, molecular function: hypoxanthine phosphoribosyltransferase activity; magnesium ion binding.
UGCUCCUCCUCCUUCCUCACGCUGCCAAAUCCUCCUGGAGGCUCUCGCUGGCCCACUCCUCGGAAUACAGCCUGUUUCUGUGUCGGCGGAGAGCAACAUGGCAGACUCUGCCGUUCAAUCCGACGGGAGAAACGGCGGGAUUGUGAUUGCCGAUGACUGGCCAGGCUACAGUUUAGACCUCUUCAGCUAUCCAGCUCACUACUCCGGAGAUUUGGACUGUGUCAUCAUUCCGCAUGGCGUGAUUAUGGACAGGACAGAACGUCUGGCUCGAAACAUCAUGGAUGACCUGGGGGACCAUGACAUCGUGGUGCUGUGCGUGCUGAAAGGAGGCUACCAGUUCUGUGCAGACCUGGUGGACCGGAUCAAGGCGCUUAGCCGCAACUCCAACCGCACAAUCCCCAUGAGGGUCCACUUCAUCCGUCUCAAGAGCUACCUGAAUGACCAGUCGACGGAGGACCUUCACAUACUUGGAGCAGAAGAUUUGUCCUUUUUAGCUGGAAAGAAUGUGCUGAUCGUGGAGGCCGUUGUAGGCACCGGAAAGACAAUGAAGACUCUCCUGAAGCAUGUGGAAGCCUUCAGGCCCAACAUGAUCAAAGUAGCAGGAUUGCUGGUGAAGAGAGUGCCACAUAACUCAGCGUGUCUUCCUGACUAUGUCGGCUUUGAGAUACCCAAUCGGUUUGUGGUGGGAUAUGCCUUGGACUACAAUGAGUACUUUAGAGACCUAAAUCAUAUUUGUGUGAUCAGCGAAAGCGGGAAGAUGAAAUACAAGAUUUAAAAAAAACACACAAGAGGUGACUGUCACACAGAUGUCAUCCAACAGCAAGCCUGAACAUUUUCCCGUGGAUGCCACUCACUCACAGCUGCUAUCGUGACAUUUGAUCUCAAGCGUCCCUGUUUUGUUAUGACAUUCCUUCUCUGAAAGUUUUAUCUGUUUUAACAGUAGGCUCUGACAUGAAACUUGGCAUUUUAGGAAAGCUAGCACAGGCUUUACGGCGAUUUAAAGCCGCAGCCUGACUCUUUGUGUUUACAGAGCUGAUUCACAUGGAAAAUGUUUACUGCUACUGUCUGACUAACACAAACGCUAUCUCAUUUUUAACAAACUUGAUAAUCAUGACCUGUAUGAAUGUGAUUUUUUUUUAAGUCGGCGUGUGAUGAUGCAACAAAGGAAAGGGAGUUUUUUUUAUUAGUACAUUUUAGAUAGAGCUUUUCAUCUUCUUCACCUGUUCAUUGCUGUUUGUUAGGUAGUUCUCCUGCUGUCACCUUUAAUGCUCAGGGGCCAACAAAGUAGUUCUGUAAACACUAACUACCUCUUUUUGUUUUUUCAGUAUUUGAGGUGUAUUGGGACACUUGCCAUUUCUGUAUUUCCUUUUAUAAUCAAACACAUCACUAAACUUUUUUUCAACAUUU